AUGUCUUCCUCAACACCGCUUCGACCGAAUGAUCCGCCCGAUUCUCCAGCGCACGAUUCCGAUUCGGAUCUCGACCUAGACGUCAACGAGCUUGACCCAAUUUCAACAGAACCAACCCAAGGUUCUCCAGGAGGGCGAAACAUCGCAGAGCGCAGGACGUCAAGAAUAGCGUUACGGAACUUGCGCAUGGGUGGAGUCCGCCGUGUCAAUAACAGAGGUCGCGGGUAUGGCGAGCUGGGCCAGGAUAGGGAGGAAUGGGACGCCGACACCGAGGGCUUGCUGGCCGAGGAAGAAAGAGAUGAGCGGGAAGGAGACCGGAGUCCUCUACUAGGGGGCGAAACUACCCCUUUGCGCCCGACGAGGAGGCCGUCAUUGAGACUCCCAAGCUUCCUGUCGAGGAGUAGAGCACCCCAGGCUGAUGCGCCCCGCGACCAGGAGGAUGACCACAUCGCAGAAGAGGAUGAUUCGUCCGAUUCACGGCUGAUCGCGGUCGGCUCUCGCCAAGGGACGAAAUUUCCUCACAACGUUAUCUCGAACGCAAAGUAUACAGCAUUCACUUUUCUUCCCAUCACACUUUACAACGAAUUCUCCUUUUUCUUCAACAUGUACUUCCUUUUGGUUGCCCUUUCGCAAAUAAUACCUGCAUUGCGCAUUGGCUACUUGACGACUUACAUUGCCCCGUUGGCAUUUGUCCUGGCGAUAACCAUGGGAAAGGAAGCAUACGAUGACAUUGAACGACGGAAACGAGACACCGAGGCCAAUUCGGAAUCAUAUACCAUCCUUAAAUUUGACGAGCCACACACUGCCGCACACGCUUCGCGACAGCAACGCACGAUGAGAUCAAACAGUACGAGGACAAGCCAAAAAAGACCUAGAACAAGCCGCCAGGAUUUGGCCGCCAUUCGGGAAGAAGAGGACAAUGGGGCUGGGAUGUUCGUUCCAUCGUCAAAGGUACAGGAGGUUCAGCGCAAAUCGAAAGAUCUCAAAGUGGGAGACGUCCUCAAGCUCACAAAAGGGCAGCGAGUACCCGCGGACGUUGUGAUUCUCAAAUGUUGCUCUGCCGAGGGGGCUCACACCAGUUCCACGGAGACGGAGGAUGAAGAAUUGCUUCCCCUUGAUGACGCGGAUAGCUCGCCAAAGGCCAACGGGAAGAAACCAGACACUGCCAAGGCCGAAGACGAAGAAGAAGGAGGAACUGCCGGGGAAACCUUCAUUCGAACCGAUCAAUUGGAUGGUGAGACGGACUGGAAGCUGCGACUUGCUUCGCCUUUGACACAAAACCUUGAGCCCGAGGAAUUUGUUCGCCUGCGGGUAACUGCUGGUAAGCCGGAUAGGAAAGUAAACGAAUUUUAUGGGACUGUCGAACUUGUAUCAUCUAGGGCAGAGGCCCUGAGCCAGCAGACGUUAUCGAAUUACGAUGGCGAGGGUGGCGGCCAGUCAGCUGCGCUCUCCAUUGACAACACGGCUUGGGCCAACACCGUGAUUGCAUCACAGGCCACGACCCUGGCCGUGAUAUUGUAUACUGGUACUCAGACUCGAUCCGCAAUGUCGACAGCCCCGUCGCGUUCCAAGACAGGCUUACUGGAAUACGAAAUCAAUUCCCUAACAAAAAUCCUUUGCGCCUUGACCCUCCUUCUCUCUAUUAUCCUAGUCGCCAUUCAUGGUUUCGAAUAUACACAGGGAAAAGAGUGGUAUAUCAAAAUGAUGCGAUUCCUUGUAUUAUUCUCAACUAUUGUCCCAAUCAGCCUGCGAGUCAAUCUGGACCUUGGAAAAAGUGCAUUCUCGUGGUUCAUUCAGCGUGAUCCUGGAAUGCCCGGCGCUGUUGUUCGUACGAGCACCAUCCCUGAAGACCUUGGACGUAUUGAGUAUCUUCUGAGUGACAAGACCGGAACACUUACUCAGAAUGAGAUGGAGAUGAAAAAGAUUCAUAUUGGAACUGUAUCCUAUGCGAACGAGGCCAUGGACGAGGUUUUGGCCUAUGUUCAGCAAGGAUUCCAUUCUCGGCCAACUGGCUCUGGAUCGUCUGCCACAUCGUCAACUGCUCUCGUCACUCCCUCGAGCAUGGCCUUGGCUGCUGCGAAUGCAGGGGCCACCCGCACCAGAAGAGAGAUUGGAUCUCGCGUUCGUGACGUCGUUCUCGCCCUGGCCCUAUGCCAUAACGUCACGCCUACUACUGAUAUUGAAGAUGGAAGGGAGGUGACUUCGUACCAAGCUUCCUCACCAGAUGAGAUUGCUAUUGUCAAGUGGACAGAGUCUGUUGGCCUGAGACUUACUGCGCGUGACCGUAAAAGUAUGACACUGGAGACAGCGGAUGAUGCGAAGAUUGUGGUCAGGGUCCGAAUUUUGGACGUCUUUCCAUUCACAUCCGAGGGCAAGCGAAUGGGUAUCAUUGUUCAAUUUCUCACGGACAGCCGGGUUAAGAAUCCUGACCUGUCAGCAGGGGAGAUUUGGUUCUAUCAAAAGGGAGCAGAUACCGUCAUGGGUGCGAUUGUUGCUGCCAACGAUUGGCUGGACGAGGAGACUGCAAACAUGGCUCGGGAGGGCCUUCGCACCCUGGUGGUGGGUAGAAAGAAGCUCUCAUAUCAGCAAUACCAGGAGUUCUCGAGGCAGUACCAAGAGGCAUCUUUGUCUAUUUCAGGGCGCGAUGCCGGCAUGCAGCGGGUUGUCACUCACCAUCUUGAGCGUGAUCUGGAACUCCUUGGAGUCACUGGUGUCGAAGAUAAACUCCAGAAAGAUGUCAAGCCUUCUCUGGAACUAUUGCGCAAUGCCGGUAUCAAAAUCUGGAUGUUGACUGGUGACAAGGUCGAGACAGCAAGAUGCGUUGCUGUGUCUUCAAAACUUGUGGCAAGGGGUCAGUAUAUCCACACUGUGACCAAGCUCAAGAAGAACGAUGUUGCUCAGGACAACCUCGAUUUCCUACACAGCAAACUCGAUGCAUGCCUCCUCAUCGAUGGCGAAAGCUUGACGCAUUAUCUCACUUACUUCCCCACAGAGUUCAUCUCGGUUGCUGUUCUUCUACCAACUGUUGUUGCUUGCCGCUGCUCGCCGACGCAAAAAGCCGACGUCGCAAAGCUCAUUCGAGAAUACACGAAAAAGCGAGUCUGCUGUAUUGGUGAUGGUGGAAACGACGUGUCUAUGAUCCAAGCGGCUGAUGUAGGUGUGGGCAUCGUUGGCAAGGAGGGCCGGCAGGCGAGUCUGGCUGCCGACUUCUCGAUUGAUCAAUUCUACCACCUUGUGAAGCUUCUUGUUUGGCAUGGACGCAAUAGCUACAAACGCAGUGCAAAGCUCGCACAAUUCGUCAUUCACCGUGGUCUCAUCAUUGCUGUUUGUCAAACUGUCUUCAGCAUUGCUCGCAAAUUUGAGCCUCAAGGACUAUACAAGGACUGGCUUCUUGUCGGAUAUGCGACUGUGUACACUGCUGCUCCGGUCCUUAGUCUCGUGCUUGAUAAAGACGUGGACGAAAAUCUGGCUAAUCUCUAUCCCGAAUUGUACAAGGAGCUCACGUCGGGCCGAUCACUUUCCUACCGCACCUUUUUCGUCUGGGUUCUGGUUUCCAUCUAUCAGGGAAGCGUAAUCCAGGGCCUUGCUCAAGUCUUGAAUGCCGAUCAGGACAAGAUGGUCGCUGUCAGUUAUACCGUACUGAUUCUCAACGAACUCAUCAUGGUCGCUAUCGAGAUCACCACAUGGCAUUAUAUCAUGAUCCUAAGUAUUGUCGGCACGUUUUUAAUUUAUGUUGGGUCGAUGCCCUUCCUUGGGGCCUACUACCCCUUGCAUUUCUUGAUCACUUGGGGGUUUAUUUGGCGCGUAUUGGCUAUUGGGGCGGUAUCACUUAUACCACCUUGGGCGGCUAAGGUUAUUAGGAGAACAAUGAAGCCGCCGUCUUAUAGAAAGGUGCAAAGCACCUGA
Messenger RNA from Clonostachys rhizophaga, 3906 nucleotides. The record is from the annotation of a GenBank genome assembly. NCBI's taxonomy places the organism in Eukaryota, Fungi, Ascomycota, Sordariomycetes, Hypocreales, Bionectriaceae.